Messenger RNA from Penicillium daleae, 2292 nucleotides. Its product is annotated as putative TBC domain protein. Gene Ontology annotation, molecular function: GTPase activator activity. The transcript is spliced from 2 exons. NCBI's taxonomy places the organism in Eukaryota, Fungi, Ascomycota, Eurotiomycetes, Eurotiales, Aspergillaceae. Bases 1 to 2292 code for a protein of 763 amino acids. Gene Ontology annotation, biological process: activation of GTPase activity. The record is from RefSeq and is a predicted model, not a curated record.
AUGACCACCGUCUACCCAAGUCCGAAUUCCCUGCCCGAGUUGUCCGGCUCCAAGUCCUCCAAGUCGUCCUCGUUCCAUUCCUCGCAAAUCGAUGGCCCCGAUAGCGUCUUCACCGAUAUUGGGAACUUCGAAGACAUUGGUCUCGAAGAUGACGCGGAAUUGCCCAUUGUCGAUCAGUCGACCCCUUAUGGCGGCCGCGGCCUGACAACCCGGUCGCCCGCCGCCAGAUUGCCAAACGGUCUGCCGUACAAGAGUCCUGCAGCGACGACGCGAGACUUGACGGCGACCCCGAAGCCGCGGAAACGAAGUCCCCUGCCUCCGAUACACAGCCAGUUCAAUGGCUCCGUCCGGACCCCGCAGUCCGCGGGUUCUCUGUCGGCACGGUCAGGCAAUAGAAGAGACUCGGGGAGUACGAAUCACUCCGGUGGCUUGACGCCUUCGCAGCCUCGCCGGGCACGGUCGAUCUCUCCUUUACGGACAAUGUCCAGCCGGUCAGCCUCGACCACCAGUUUGGCCCUUUCGCCGCUCUCUGCGAGAACUCCCGUCCCGAAACAAACGUGGCAACUGAAUCGCAAGUCCUUGAAGGAUCUGGAGGAAGAAUACCACGACUCUGAUGACGAACUCCCCGACGAUGCCAGCCUGUGGAACAUUCCAAUUUCCCCGCGUCCCGUUCAAGAUCGCUCCCAGUCACGAGCCGCAAGCCCGAACGGCCGUAGUCCCGGUCGUCGGCCGCUACCGAUCUCGCACUCCACAUCUGACAUGUCGGCGACCCAGGAUCAUUCGUCUCAAUCAGCCUCUCGUGCGGCACGCAUGAAACGAACACAGCGGUCUAGUUCUGCAGGACCUGAACGCGGCCAAAUUUCCCCGCGCAACCCCCGCGCUUAUUCAUACAACAGUUAUCUAUCCGAUCUAUCAGAGGAAGCAAGGAUCAUCACCGAGGCGCUGGAACACCACGCGGAUGAGAGCGAGCGCAAGCAAGAAGAUGCUGUGCAGAUGGGACUGUCGUCGCCAAAGUCCAGUUCUGACUCCCCACGGGGAUCCGAUGCAAUUGAACUACCGCCCUUGCAAAAGUCUAAUAUCAUGAUCGACCCGCUGCCCAUUAGCAAAGAGAAGGAGAAGGUUCUUACGCGGACGCGCCCUAGCUGGCUGCCGCCCAAGGACCAGAAGGAGGAGAAGAAGCAUCUGAGAGAGUACAAGCAGAUGAUGGCGCAAUCGAAGGAAGCUGAGAAGCGAAGAGCGGCCCGAGCUGCUUCGGAACAAUGCGAAAAGGACAACACUCAUGAAGCGCUUCAGAACAUUUGGGAUGACUAUGUGAACCCCAACUGGGAAAGUGCGCUACGCGAGCCUCGCAUUCGAGAACUCUGGUGGCGUGGAAUUCCGCCCCGUAGUCGAGGAACCAUGUGGAAACGUGCGAUUGGGAAUGAGCUUUCGCUCACUGAGGAGACGUUCACCAAAGCGCUGCAAAGAGCGCAGGACUUGCGGUCCAAGAAAAAUGCCGAGCCGGGAGAGAACAAUAAGCGUAUGCUUGAAUGCUUGGAGGCAAUCGACGCAGACGUCUGCAAAGCAUUCCCUGAUUUGAACCUGUUCCAGGAGGGUGGGCCAUUGCGGAAUACGCUUAUAGACCUCUUGCAAGCAUACUGCAUGUACCGCAGCGAUGUGGGCUACAUUCAUGGUUUGCAUACUAUUGCCGCACUCCUCGUUCUACAGUUUCCCACCCCUAGCUCCGCUUUCCUCGCCAUGGCCAAUGCCCUCAAUCGCCCUCUCCCAGUUGCCUUCCUGACCUGGGACCGCGGCGCCAUGGCCCAUACUUAUUCACUCGCUUCUGAAACACUACGCUACAAGUUCCCUCGCCUGUCGACUCAUCUCCAGGAGACCCUCAAGCUUUCCGAGGAGGAAACCUGGGAGCCCAUAUUCCGCUCUCUCCUCACCAACGGCCUCGAUCUUGAGCGCCUCUCUCGUGUGUGGGACUGUUGGGUCUUUGAAGGCGACCGGAUUAUGAUUCGCUCCGCCGUCGCAAUCCUCGGCUGUCUCCAGGCACAAAUCAUGUCCUUCAACCAACCAGAUGACCAAUCUCGCCUGGCUGUGCGCAACAUUCUGGGUUGGGGCCUUCGCCAUCCUGGCGCCAGCGCCCAGAAGCCAAAGGACCGGCACAGCGCGCCCGCAGCAGCCGGGUUUGGUGGCCAAGUCACCAAUCCCGGUGUGGCUGAUUAUUGGAUCUUGACCGCUGCUGGCAACGAGGACGGGUUCAUGACUGCUGUGCGGGAGGCUGGCAAGGUGCGGCAACAGCAAUAG